Messenger RNA from Spea bombifrons (plains spadefoot toad), 1746 nucleotides. RefSeq names its product RAD52 homolog, DNA repair protein (gene RAD52). The transcript has 12 exons. Gene Ontology annotation, biological process: double-strand break repair via homologous recombination; mitotic recombination; double-strand break repair via single-strand annealing. NCBI's taxonomy places the organism in Eukaryota, Metazoa, Chordata, Amphibia, Anura, Pelobatidae. The record is from RefSeq and is a predicted model, not a curated record. The coding region runs from base 344 to 1621 and encodes 425 amino acids. Gene Ontology annotation, cellular component: nucleus.
CCAAGAUGGCAGCCACAGCAUUGACUUGCCCUGAGCGUGAAGGCCACUCCGCUUGGGGAAGGGAACGGAGUAAAUGGAUGCAUUUUCUCUCCAUUACAUUCCAGAAAUAACCCUCUCGGCCUCACACAGCCCGGUAACUCGAUGUUCCAACUCCGCGGCUGUACAUUUGAAGCCGGGUGCACCGAAGACCUUCCUCCCGGCAUGCACCGCGCAGCUACCAGCUGAUUGGCUAAUGCUGGAGGCGGCAAGUACGGGAAGAACAUAGGAUCCGGCGUGACGUAUUCCGGGGAACGCAGAGCCGGCGGUGACAACGGGAGAGGCGAGGGAUAAAAACAACGACACGAUGUCUGUGAGUCGGGGGAAAGACCAGAUCAAGUCUGUGCAGCCAAGUUCUGGCACGAAUGGAGCUGUAACUUUUGGCCAGCACCAGUACACUGCCGAGGAGUACCAAGCGGUGCAGAACGCUCUGCGGCAGAAGCUUGGUCCGGAGUACAUCAGCAGCAGACAAGCCGGAGGAGGGCAGAAGGUUUGUUACAUAGAAGGACACCGGGUCAUCAGUCUGGCCAACGAAAUGUUUGGAUACAACGGCUGGUCCCAUUCCGUCACUCAGCAGAAUGUAGAUUUCGUGGACCUGAGCAAUGGGAAGUUCUACGUGGGGGUAUGCGCGUUCGUCAAAGUCCAGCUGAAGGACGGCUCAUACCACGAGGACGUAGGUUAUGGCGUCAGCGAAGGCCUGAAGUCUAAAGCGCUUUCCCUGGAGAAGGCUCGGAAGGAGGCAGUCACCGAUGGCUUGAAGAGAUCACUCAAGUGCUUUGGUAAUGCUCUCGGGAACUGCAUUUUGGAUAAAGAUUACCUUCGCGCCGUGAACAAACUCCCAAAACUCGCGCAACCAGAGCUGGACCCGGCACAGACGAAACGGCAGGACUUUGAUGCUUCGUUGGAAAAGGCCCGGUACAGCAGCUUCCAGAAAGACCAGAAAGCAGCCGACGGGCUCCCUCCAGAGCCAUCGGAGAAGCGGCCGCCAGCUGCUGCCAAACAGCCCCAAGGGGACAGCUCCAGCCACAACAUGGAGCACAACACAACAAGCACAAGCUCUGGACCUGGGCCCGCAGCAACCUCUCUUCACAAUGAGGAAGAUGCCACCUAUCAACGCAAACUGCGCCAGAAACAGCUUCAGCAACGGUUCCGAGAGCAGAUGGAGCGCAAGCAGCAGAGCGUCUCCCCCUGCGGAGACCACAGAGGAGCCACCUAUGCUCAGAGGGUCCCUCCUCUCGGUCACAGCACCCCAGCUACCGCCCAAGCCGCACCUGCGCUGGAGGAGUUCCUGGCAGAUGAUCCCGAGCUCUGGGACAUCCCGUUAGACGUAGAAGUGGAUCAUUUCUCAAACGGCAACGUUCAAGCUGCUCCUAACUCUGUGAUCGCCCCUGUUACCCCAGUCGGGCAGCACCAGAUGCUGACACGAAGCAAGACCCCUCAGCGGGCAAAUAACCCGCAGAUACCACUCCGAUCGGGCUCGUGGAUCCAGAGCCACGGAAACUCAGUCGGCCCUCAGAGAACAGAUCGAAGUCCGUUUAGGCCGAAUCAGGGGCAGAUGAAGAAGAGGCGGCUGGAGCCUUCCUAACAGUGGACUCUGACACAGUACACUGCGCAUGUACAAGAUGGGAAUGCAGUCCGCGUGCACUUCACUCUUCUGGAGAUCGGGGGCUACGCAACGCUUACUUUUUAUGAUAAGGCUUUCCUAAUUCU